AUGAAUGAGAUUACAAUCGCUGAUAUUCUCAAAUAUAAAAGAUUGAAUUUCAUUAUUGCAAUUGGAGACUUACAUGUACCACACAGAUCACACGGUAUCCCACCAGAAUUCAAAAAGUUGUUGGUACCAGAAAAGAUUCAACACAUCCUCUGCACAGGUAAUCUCGUAUCAAAAGAUAUCCACGAUUACUUUAAGACUUUGACUAGCGAUGUACAUGUUGUUAAAGGUGAAUUCGAUGAGAACUCAUCAUAUCCAGAUACAAAAGUAGUUACAAUUGGACAAUUUAAAUUUGGUCUUUGUCAUGGACAACAAAUUGUACCAUGGGGUGACAAGACAUCGUUGGCAGCACUCCAAAGAGAGAUGGAUGUCGAUGUUCUCAUCACUGGACACACCCACCACAUCGAGGUAUUCGAAGCCAACAACAAACUUUUCAUCAACCCAGGCUCAGCCACUGGUGCCUUUAGCAACAUCACCCACGACGUCACCCCAUCAUUCGUUUUGAUGGAUGUUCAAGGAUACGAUAUCACUAUUUACAUCUACAAGCUUAUCGACGGUUCUGUUAAAGUCGAGAAAUUGGAACACUCCAAACAAUAA
Messenger RNA from Heterostelium album PN500, 594 nucleotides. It is a transcript of the gene vps29, whose product is annotated as vacuolar protein sorting-associated protein 29. Bases 1 to 594 code for a protein of 197 amino acids. Gene Ontology annotation, biological process: intracellular protein transport; retrograde transport, endosome to Golgi. The transcript has 3 exons. Gene Ontology annotation, cellular component: retromer complex; endosome. The record is from RefSeq and is a predicted model, not a curated record. Lineage: Eukaryota; Evosea; Eumycetozoa; Acytosteliales; Acytosteliaceae.